UCAUUUUCAAUUCACAAUCAAAUUAUGGUUCUCAAAUACUUAUAUCUUUUUUCACUUAUCACUUUAACUAUUUGUGAUUAUGAAGACUAUUUUCCAAAUGGCCAAUUAAAUAAUGUCUUAGCAUGUGCUAAAGAUAAAGUUUGUGUCCCAUUAGAUUGUUGUCCUGAAAUUGCUAAUCUUUUAAUGGACGAUACUCUCCCAGUUCAUAGAUUUAGACAAGCUGUCUGUGGAUAUUCUGGAAUAAAUCCUAAAGUUUGCUGUAACAAUCCUACAGACAUAGUAAAUUUUGGCGCUAUUCCGAAUGAACAUAAAUCUGAAAAUAUUAGGCAAAGACAGUGUGGAUACAGUUUAGUAAAAAGUGAUUAUGCUGGAAUAGGAUCUUAUCCAUUUCUUGCAAGAAUUGGAUUUAUUAAUUUAGAUGAUGGAGAAAUAAAAUAUUCUUGUUCUGGAGCUAUAAUCAAUGAAAGAACUGUUGUGACUACUGCAAGCUGUGCUUUAGCAACUUCUGAUGAUUAUAAAAUACACUCUGUUCUUAUCGGAGAGUAUGAUACAAAAACAGAUCCUGAUUGCAAUUCUUUGUUUUGCGCUCAUAGAACAACUUCUCAUAACAUAUCAUACAUUAUUAAACAUCCAGGUUAUCGAGCGGAAACAUUUGAUAAAAAUAUAGCUCUUAUCCGUUUAAAUGAGUCUAUUGAUUUUAGCUUAACUGCAAUGCCUGUCUGUUAUUCUGAGCGACCAUACGUUUCUACAGGGGUAAAUACAGUUCUAGUUGGCUGGGGAAAGUUAUUAAAUACCAAAGACAUAACAGAACAAGGAAUCGUUCCGAUGAAAAUUCUUCCUUUACAAGACUGUGAAGAUUAUCUCAUGCAAGGAUUAACAGUAGAACUGUGUGCAAUGGGUCCACAGGAGCCAUGUUCUGGUUAUAGUGGAAGUCCUUUACUUUAUCGUGAAAGAGAAUGUUAUACUUUGAUUGGAUUAUUAUCACACGGUACAAGUUGUGAUUCCAAUAGAAAUACACCGUCUGCAUUUGUCAGUAUUCGAAAAUAUGCACAAUGGAUUACAGAAAAUUCAUAAUAGAAAAAUUUUCAUGCAUUCAUUUUAUAUAAAAAUU
Molecule: messenger RNA, 1111 nt
Organism: Chelonus insularis
Lineage: Eukaryota; Metazoa; Arthropoda; Insecta; Hymenoptera; Braconidae
Product: CLIP domain-containing serine protease 14D-like
Exons: 6
Coding region: 25-1074 (349 amino acids)
Biological process (GO): proteolysis
Molecular function (GO): serine-type endopeptidase activity
Source: RefSeq, a predicted model, not a curated record